AUGAAGAUCUCACGUGCUGCCUCCCUGUUGGCCGCCACCUGGGUAAAGUGUGACUACUCCUGCAUCAAUGUCUACCAGGGAAUCCCCGACAAUUCGACCGUGGCACCCGGCAGCAAGAUUGACAUCCGCUUCAACCGUGCCCCGACGAGCCACUGCCCCGACCCGUUGAAUAAGUACGCUGGAGGCAACUACAGCCUAUGGCCAUACAACAAUCCCAUGCGCAAUCGUGACACCAUCGCGUACGACCAGUCGAUCGAGAUUCAGUCCGAUAUUCCCGAGUCCCAGGGUGUCGUUACCAUUACCAUCCCGGAGAACCUCCCCGUGGUGAAGGAUUAUUCGGUUUGGUACCUGCGUCUUAGUACUUAUCUUCCCGAUGCCCCUCAGGGAUAG
Molecule: messenger RNA, 390 nt
Organism: Aspergillus tanneri
Lineage: Eukaryota; Fungi; Ascomycota; Eurotiomycetes; Eurotiales; Aspergillaceae
Exons: 3
Coding region: 1-390 (129 amino acids)
Source: RefSeq, a predicted model, not a curated record